Molecule: messenger RNA, 329 nt
Organism: Aphidius gifuensis
Lineage: Eukaryota; Metazoa; Arthropoda; Insecta; Hymenoptera; Braconidae
Exons: 2
Coding region: 12-317 (101 amino acids)
Molecular function (GO): DNA binding
Source: RefSeq, a predicted model, not a curated record
ACCAAUUUGAAAUGUCAUAUGAAAAAUGGAAAACUGCAAAAACUAGACCAUCUUACACAACAAUGGCAUGGUCAUUAGUUUUGGCAGCAUUUGAAAGGGACACAUUACUUCGUAGUAAUUACCAUGGAGGUGUUUCAAAAAAAAAAAACAAUGAUGGAGAUAAUAAUAUUAAACUUCAACGACUUAAUGAUAAUAUUAUAAGCAUUAUAAAAGAAACUGUAAAAGAAAAAUUUCCAACGAAAUUUAAUGCUGUAACAUUGGGCUCAAAUAUCAAUACACGAUUGUCACAGUUACGAAAUAAUACAAAAAUUGAAUAGAUAAAUUUUUAU